CGACGACGGACCGACUGGCUGACUUGUGCGAGGAGGACGAGCCCUGGGUUGCAAUCAGUGCGCUCAGCUCAACUCAACUAAACGGUCAGUCGUUUGCGAAGUAUCGCCGUGAACAGAGGUUGGAAAGCCUUUGGAAGUAGGGAAAAACCACGGGGAAAAAGUCGCGCUCGAUUCUUCGGUUUUUUUUUAAUGAGAAUAGUUGAGGGUUAAACUCACUAGUGUAAUUGUUUGUUCUUAAUUAGUGAAGAAAAAAAUCGUGGAAAAUAACGGUGAUUAAGUUACAUUACACUGAAAAGUUUGAAGAAGUUCAACGGUUGCUCAUUCUACCGGUGUAAUUAAAAAGUAAACAACGGAAGCGCAAACCUUACAUCACGGAACAAGCCGGAAUCCUAAAUCCAACAUUUGCAUGUCAACGGCCACUACACGUUGGCUCUCGGUUGUAGAUGUUCUGAUGAAACGAUUACCGCUCGUCAGCUAGCUCACGGGAAGCCACGAGGACCUGCCGUGUCCAACAACAUCAGGAAUCGACGACAAACUCAGCGAACGCCGAGCCUGACUCCUUUGGCAAAAAAAAAUCCCAGGCAAAAGAAGCACAAAGUUUCAAGGGCAGCAUCCUGCUAGUUGAAACAUUGCAGAAACAAGCGCGUUCCGUAAAUUACUUUAAAUAUUUGCAAGAAAUGUUUGAAUUAUCUAGUGCCUGAAAGUGCAAUCCCGACAACAAGAAAAACGAAGAAGAAAACAAGAGAUAUUACAAAAGCUGUGCCGGUUUAUUAGGUUCAAUUCCCGCAAAACCACAAUCAGAUUAUCCUGAAGAGAACGAGAGUGGUGGUAAAGUAUAUGUGCUGCAAGAAAUCGCGACCAAAACAAAAUCAGGACAACCAAAUUGUGCUAAUAACAGCCCCGAGCCAAAGGGUGGAGUGCAACAUUGUCGUCGUCGUCGUUUUCCAGCAGACUUUGUAAACAUAGCAACAAGGCAAAUCCAGCUCUCCGAAUUGGCUGUGUGUCACAAACAACAAUAAUACACACACACAGAACCACCCACUAAAUACACCGUCGCUUGAAGCGCAGUUGGGAGGGCAAAAAUUGAAAACCCGCCAGAGCACAAAUACACACACACACACACCAACAUCACGAUGAGGAUUAGCGAGUGUGUUGAUAUCCGAACAGUCUUUCACGUGGCAUUUGUCACUAUGGCAGUGUCCAUCACACAGGUUACGACCGAGGACUGCGGCCAGGAGGAGCUCGUGCAGUGCACCAAGCCACUCCAAGUCCUCUCAGCCACUUCGGAGCUUUCGUUCGUCACGAAAAAAGAGGAACUGGAUAAACUCUGUCCAGAUCUUCAUUCCGGACUACACUGUAUACGGAGCUACACGAGGCGCUGCAUGAACAUCCACCAGCGGGAUCACUUCAACAAGCUGUACCACGGGACGAACGAGGUCAUCCACGAGCUCUGCGAGGAAGGACCAUAUCAGGAAGACUUUCUUAGACAUGCACCCUGCAUGCGACACGUGAAGAAGGACUACGAAGUCUGUGCGGUCAGCUACCAGAGCACAAUGGCCAAGAUUGGGCAGGUGGCCACCACCAGCAGCACCACGACUCCAGCGCCUCCCGUUUUGCUGCACCAGCCGACGCCCAAUGCAGCCAUGUCGCUCUCGGUGAACGACAUGCAGAACCAGAACCAGCAGCAUCACCACCAUCGGCAGCAUCACAACCAGCAUCAGCAGCAGAACUUGACCAAAAGUGUCGAGGAUGCGGAAGAGGAACGGCUGAAAAUGGUUUGCUGUGCCUUCCACAAGUACAUGCAGUGCUCGGAGUUUACGGUCCGUCAUGCGUGCGGAGACGAAACGGCGCUUUUCACCCGGAAAUUCCUAGACAAAAUGUCCAACACGCUGAUGAGGAUGCAUUGCGUCGAUUACACGCCCGCCAGCGGAAAGUGCCGGGAUUAUUUCAGCUCGGGCGUCGCGACGCCCCGUACUGGCCCCCCUUCGGUACUGCUGCUGCUUCUGCUAGUGUCCGCACUGGCGCUGCUGUCGGCAAAGGGAAGCCGCGCGACCUGCUGGGCAAUUUAAUUGCCGGCUGGCCCCCCACAACGACAAAGCAACAACGAUGCUGCCGCCACAACAUGUCGAGAACCUGCUUGAAACAUGACGCACCUGAGCAGAGACACAACAUUACAGCACUUUUUGGGGACAGAUCAGCAGACGUGGGACUCCGGGAAUGGUAUUAUGCGGUGCGGAUGCUAGCGAAACUAACCAGAUGUCAAAAUCGUGUGGAGAAGCGGAGAACUAAUCCAAACAAAACUAACCUCAAAUAAAAGUAAGAAGAAAA
Molecule: messenger RNA, 2328 nt
Organism: Culex quinquefasciatus (southern house mosquito)
Lineage: Eukaryota; Metazoa; Arthropoda; Insecta; Diptera; Culicidae
Exons: 7
Coding region: 1134-2069 (311 amino acids)
Source: RefSeq, a predicted model, not a curated record